GAAAUGGUGCUCUUGCAGAACUCUCUGAAAACGUGCACAUUUCAGGAGUGUCAGCUGCUUGUGGAGAGACUCCAGAACAAAUCCGAGCACCUAGUGGAAUAAUCACCAGUCCAGGCUGGCCUUCUGAAUAUCCUGCCAAAAUCAACUGUAGCUGGCUCAUACGGGCAAACCCAGGGGAAAUCAUUACUAUAAGUUUCCAGGACUUUGAUAUCCAGGGGUCCAGAAGGUGCACUUUGGACUGGCUGACGAUAGAAACCUACAAGAACAUUGAGAGUUACAGAGCUUGCGGGUCCACGGUGCCCCCUCCUUUCAUCUCCUCACGGGACCAUGUCUGGAUCCGGUUCCAUUCGGACGACAGCGUGUCCAGGAAAGGCUUCAGACUGGCGUACUUUUCAG
Messenger RNA from Cricetulus griseus (Chinese hamster), 396 nucleotides. NCBI's taxonomy places the organism in Eukaryota, Metazoa, Chordata, Mammalia, Rodentia, Cricetidae. The record is from RefSeq and is a predicted model, not a curated record.